This is a messenger RNA of Periconia digitata, 1230 nucleotides long. The record is from the annotation of a GenBank genome assembly. NCBI's taxonomy places the organism in Eukaryota, Fungi, Ascomycota, Dothideomycetes, Pleosporales, Periconiaceae.
AAAAUAAACCUAUUGAUACCGUUUCCCGUUGAUUCGACAAUGUCUGGAGCUCGAGUUAUCAUUGAGAGUCUAUCUUCGUUGGCUGCCCAGCCCGAUUUUGAGCAGGAUGCAGAGGCGCUCGCGUCGGUGUCGCAACUUGCCAAACAGCUCCAGCUCUCGGCUCAGAAGCCGGCGGACGCUGCCAUAGAGCUUGCCUUCCACCCCAUAUUCUUAGCCACAAUCCGCGUCGCCAUCAAUUUGAAGCUGUUCCAUCACAUAGCAAAUGCGCAAGCAGCAAUCACUGCCGCUGAGCUCUCCCAGCUAUCAGGAUGUCCAGAAAACCUUCUUUUGCGUCUCUUGAGGCCCAUCGCUGCCCUUGGAUUCGUCCAUGAAGCUGGUGAAGGACAGUGGUCGACGACUCCCAUCACAAAAGUCAUGUGUGCCCCCCCAAUAGAAGCCGCACACAUUCAUUUCUGGGACCAAGGCACGACAGCAGCUAUCAAAAUGCACCAAUACUUCGAGGAAAAAGGCUACCAGCAACCCGAAGACCCGCGAAACGGUCUUUUUCAAUAUUCUCACGGCACAGAAAAAGAGGCCUUUGAGCUUUGGACCUCACAACCUGAUGUCAUUACCAACUUCAACACCUUCAUGACCGGCAACCGUGGCUCGCGUCCGAGCUGGAUCGAGUGGUACCCCGUCGAAGAACGGCUACUGAAUGCCGACGUGUCACUGGGAGAAGAAGACGUUUUGCUGGUCGAUAUCGCUGGCGGGCGCGGCCAUGAUGUUCAGGCGUUUGGGAGGAAGUUUGCAUCGCACAAAGGGCGACUGGUACUGGAAGACCUGCCACCGGUCAUUGCCGAUAUCAGCGCUCUCGACGACCGUGUUGAGCGCGUGGCGCAUGAUUUCUUCACGCUUCAACCUAUCCAGGGCGCGCGAAUCUACUUUUUCCACUUCAUAUUGCACGACUGGUCCGACAAAGUCUGCAAAGACAUCCUCUCGCGCACCAUUGCCGCCAUGAAGCCGGGCCACUCAAAACUCAUACUGAACGAGUUCAUCCUGCCGAACCAAGGCAGCACUCUUUUCCACGCAGGGUUCGAUCUGCACAUGAUGACAAUGCACGCGGCGCAGGAACGGACAGAGAGACAGUGGAAGACGCUGCUGGAAGGGGCUGGGCUGGCUUCUAUUUCGUUUUGGAUCCCGCCUGGAGGUGGUGAGGGGAUUAUUGAAGCGGAGGUUCCUGUGGGGAAAUAG